AUGAAGUUUUUUGCUUUUCUUUUGACUUUAUACGGUGUAAUUAUAUCUAAACCAAUUGAAGAACAUGUUACAUUACCUUCUUGUCCAUUAGGAUCACGUCCAAUGUUAAGACCAGAUGGUGAACCAAGAAAAUGUUUACCACAUCAAUCUAAUCUUUGUCUUAAUGCUAUUGAUGAUAAUACUGAUCCUUCAACUGUUUGCUGUUGGCAUAAUCAAGUAGAUUACUUUUGUUGUAUUGAUGUAUCAAAAGAACAAUGUCCAUCAUACAGAAAUGUAACAGUUGUUAUUCAUAAUGCUUUUCCGCAAAAUCCAUUCUCAUCGAAAACUUUUCAUUUUCGUGAUGGUAUUGAAGAUGAUUUUAAUAUUGACAAUAAUAAUCUUCAAUUUUUGCGCGCAAGACAACGUUUUAAUUAA
Messenger RNA from Strongyloides ratti, 414 nucleotides. RefSeq lists its product as hypothetical. The record is from RefSeq and is a predicted model, not a curated record. Bases 1 to 414 code for a protein of 137 amino acids. The transcript is spliced from 3 exons. Lineage: Eukaryota; Metazoa; Nematoda; Chromadorea; Rhabditida; Strongyloididae.